CAGCGCGCACACACGAGGAGGGUUGAGUCGCCGCCGCCGCCGUCGUCGCCGCUGUCGCCGUCGCGAGUGCGGAGUCGGGACUUGAGCUGCCCCCGCGACGACGCCGGGAAUUGUGCCGCUAGCCCCCGGCCCUUCUGCCUUGCCGCUUUCCUGGGUCAGCGAGGCCUGCUCCUCCCCAGCCCGUCGCCCCCGCCUCCAUUUCCCGCCCUCUCUUCACCACACACACGGCCCCCCCGAUCAUGGAUCCCGGCAGUGGUGGCGGUGGCGGCGGCGGCGGCGGCGGCGGGAGCAGCAGCAGCAGCGACUCGGCGCCCGACUGCUGGGACCAGGCGGACAUGGAAGCCCCCGGGCCGGGCCCGUGCGGCGGCGCCGGCGGCCCCUUGGCGGCGGCGGCGGCCGAGGCCCAGCGUGAGCACCUCAGCGCGGCCUUCAGCCGGCAACUCAACGUCAACGCCAAGCCCUUCGUGCCCAACGUCCACGCCGCCGAGUUCGUGCCGUCCUUCCUGCGGGGCCCGUCUCAGUCGCCGGCAUCCCCAGCUGGCGCCGCCGCCAACAACCACGGAGCCGGCAGCGGCGCGGGAGGCCCUUCGGCACCUGUGGAGUCUUCUCAAGAGGAACAGUCAUUGUUGUGUGAAGGUUCAAAUUCAGCUGUUAGCAUGGAACUUUCAGAACCUAUUGUAGAAAAUGGGGAGACAGAGAUGUCCCCAGAAGAAUCAUGGGAGCACAAAGAAGAAAUAAGUGAAGCCGAGCCAGAUGGUGGUUCCUUGGGAGAUGGAAGGCCCACAGAGGAAAGUGCCCAGGAAAUGAUGGAGGAGGAAGAGGAAAUACCAAAACCUAAAUCUGUGGUUGCACCGCCAGGUGCUCCCAAGAAAGAACACGUAAAUGUGGUAUUCAUUGGGCAUGUAGAUGCUGGCAAGUCAACCAUCGGAGGACAAAUAAUGUAUUUGACUGGAAUGGUUGACAAAAGGACACUUGAGAAAUAUGAAAGAGAAGCUAAAGAAAAAAACAGAGAAACCUGGUACUUAUCUUGGGCCUUAGACACAAAUCAGGAAGAAAGAGACAAGGGUAAAACAGUAGAAGUGGGUCGUGCCUAUUUUGAAACGGAUAAGAAGCAUUUUACAAUUCUAGAUGCCCCUGGCCACAAGAGUUUUGUCCCAAAUAUGAUUGGUGGUGCUUCUCAAGCUGAUUUGGCUGUACUGGUAAUCUCUGCCAGGAAAGGAGAGUUUGAAACUGGAUUUGAAAAAGGAGGACAGACAAGAGAACAUGCAAUGUUGGCAAAGACAGCAGGUGUAAAACACUUAAUUGUGCUUAUUAACAAGAUGGAUGAUCCAACAGUAAAUUGGAGCAAUGAGAGAUAUGAAGAAUGUAAAGAGAAACUGGUGCCGUUUUUGAAAAAAGUUGGCUUUAAUCCCAAAAAGGACAUCCACUUCAUGCCAUGCUCAGGACUGACAGGAGCAAACCUUAAGGAGCAGUCAGAUUUCUGCCCUUGGUACAUUGGAUUACCAUUUAUUCCAUAUCUGGAUAAUUUGCCAAACUUCAAUAGAUCAGUUGAUGGACCAAUCAGGCUGCCAAUUGUGGAUAAGUACAAGGAUAUGGGCACUGUGGUCCUGGGAAAGCUGGAAUCAGGAUCUAUUUGUAAAGGCCAGCAGCUUGUGAUGAUGCCAAACAAGCACAAUGUGGAAGUCCUUGGAAUCCUUUCCGAUGAUGUGGAAACCGAUUCUGUAGCCCCAGGUGAAAACCUCAAAAUCAGGCUGAAAGGAAUUGAAGAGGAGGAGAUUCUUCCAGGGUUCAUACUUUGUGAUCCUAAUAAUCUUUGUCAUUCUGGUCGCACAUUUGAUGCCCAGAUAGUGAUUAUAGAGCACAAGUCCAUCAUCUGCCCAGGUUAUAAUGCGGUGCUGCAUAUCCAUACCUGUAUUGAAGAAGUCGAAAUAACAGCCUUAAUCUGCUUGGUAGACAAGAAAUCAGGAGAAAAGAGUAAGACUCGACCCCGUUUCGUGAAACAGGAUCAAGUGUGCAUUGCCCGCUUGAGGACAGCAGGAACUAUCUGCCUUGAGACCUUUAAAGACUUCCCUCAGAUGGGUCGCUUUACUUUAAGAGAUGAGGGUAAGACCAUUGCAAUUGGAAAAGUUCUGAAACUGGUUCCAGAGAAAGACUAAGCAUUUUCUUGAUGACCCUGCACAAUACUGUGAGGAAAAUUGACUGCAAAAGCCUACUUCACACCGCCUUCUCUUAUUUUCUGCCCAUUGACAAACCUCUCCCCAUAUUUUGCAAAGACAAAAUUCACAGCAAAAGUCCACAUUAUGUCAGCUUUCUCAUAUUGAGAGCUCUGCUAUGCCACUGUUGAAUUUUUCCCAAGAUUUUUUUUCUUCCCCUCUCAAACUCUGCUUCCUUGGACAGAUUUGGCAAUAGCUUUGUAAGUGAUGUGGACAUAAUCGCCUACAAUAAUGAAAAACCUACCAGGAAUUUUUUUAUUUUUCAUUUCCCCUUAGGCAUACCUAGUCUUUUUUUUCUCCCAGGCAGAUCAUUCUGAGUGUGCGAGUGUGUGUGCACAUGUUACAAAGACAACUACCAUGUUAAUAAAAUAUUCAAUUUGAAACCCUUUUUGGUAUUUGAAUUGCUUUUGAAUACUGUUUUUUAUCUGGAUGUAACAUUGUUGCAUUAUUAGCUUUUUAACUUUACCAAGUAAUCGAGUACAUUACUUGGACUUUUCUAAACUCUUUCCCUCUCCACUACUUAAAUGAGGCACUUACAAACCAUGUUCGAGUUUGUAUUAAAAGAAAGAAUUAGAUGGACCCCUUCUUUUGAUGGUUAAUGCAUACAUAUAAUAUCUUUAUGCAACUAUGACACUGCUUUAUUAGGUCACUCAGUUAUUUUCUGCCAAUUGAUAUUUUAACAUGGUUUCUUAAACAAAGUAAGUGGUUUUAAAACACAGGAACAGCAUACUGUAGUUUUUAGAAGUAUAAAGCAUAAUGAAAUUUUACCCCUACAAAAAUUUCCAUUAACUUGUUAAAUUAGUGGAAUUUACAAUAAAGACAGCAUGUUGAGACCUGGCAAAAAUGCCUCCUUUAGUAUUUAUAAGAGCUGCAUGCAACUAGUAUGAAAACCGUAUCAAUUACAAGUGCCGGUUCUACAAAUUACUCAGUUUAUUUAUUGUUUAAAGGCUGGAUGACCCUUGCUGGUUAAAGCUAAGUCUCACCCAGUAACUAGAUGAACACAUAUUUAGAGCCAUCAGAACCUGCACAGACUAAAGUUAACAGUGACAAGUCGAAUCAAGCACAGUAUGUUUUUCUCAAUUACUCAAAAUUGUUUUCUUAAAUAUAUGCUGAAAUUUGCUAAAUUAUGAUUUGGAUGGCCCAGAGUGCAGCAUUGUGGUGAUUUUUAGGUUGAAUCCUGACCUUCUGCUACAACUGCCAUGAUUUUGAAAUUUUUAAUGAGAAUAAAUGGGAAAUGGGAGGGAUACUUUCAGGGAUUCUUUCUGGGUUUAUUGGAAGCCCCACCUUGAUUUUGAGUGUUGCCAUUUAUGGAACACUUAGCCUCUUUUAGAUUGGCUUAAUCUCUAAAUAAGAUACUUUGUAAUUGUGUAUCUAAUGACAUGUCCCUUCCCUGUAGUAUUCCUGCCUCAGAAAAGAAAAGCCUCCUCUAUUUCCAGCCACAAAACAUAAAAAUUAAAUCUAAUCAUGUUUUCUUAACUGUAAAAUUCCCCUUCAUUUCAUGAAUGAGGCUACAUCUUAUGGACAGAGCACAGUUACGGUCCUGCAGUUUCCUAUAACUAUACUCAUGGCUAUUAAAGUUGCAUGAAAUUUAAGUUAUACUAUGUUUGCAAAUCUGGGCUUUAGUUUUCUGGAGUAUGUGGAGCUUUAAUCAGUACAUUAUAACUUUUUAUACUACCAAGUUAAGAAGAACAAAAUACUAGCAAUUGCUUGGAUUUUAAUGAAUCUUUAAAAGCUCAAGAGUCACUGAAAUAUUUCCAGAGAUAUAUUUCCAUUUUUAAAUUGAACACAUUUUUUUUUAAAAGUUAUGUUUGCUAUUAAAACAGUUACACUUUUAGAAUAUUAUGUGCAUGUUGCCAAGACUCAAAAUGACUUGGAUAUCAACUGUGAAGGGCCUACCUCUAAAAAAAUAGAAUAAAUAUAAUUAUGAAAUAAAACUUUUGAUGGAUUCUUGCACAUUUAUGCAAGUAAGAUUAUUUAGAAGAAACCUCACUGUUAAAUUAACCAACACCAUACAUUUUUGUGGGCUUUGAAGUUCUGUGGGAAGAAUGCUUACUUGAUGCAUUUUAAAAUCUUCACUACACUGCCUGGUUGCUUGGACAGGCAGAUGUGUCUGAAGUGAACUAGCAGUGUGGGGAGAUGUUAGACCUAUGAAAAGCAAUAUACAGAUUCCUAUGCUGUCAUUUUGUCUUCUGCAAGUGUGUUUAUAUUGUUGACAAUGCAAAAACAGGGUAAUUGGCUACAGACUUAGGAUAUUACAGACCUAAACAUUUUUCUUUUCUGUCUUUAGCAUAGAUAUGUUAGAAUCACAAUUUUCUUUGCAUCUUUUUACAUUAAUGAUGUUCUUUAUACAGCUUUCAUGUUAGAUUAUUUAAUCAUAGUUUUUUAAAUUAAUAAACUUAAGAUAAUUGAAAUAAACAUUAAAUAAUUGCCAUUUUUAAACCUUUUAUUUCUUACUAUGGGAGAAGGGGAGAUACAUUUCUUGUUUUUAACUUGCAAACAUAAUUCAUCCAGUGAAAAUCUAUGUAAAAUCAAACUAAAAGAGAUGGACUGAGUAUAUAAUGCUAUGAAAUUAAGUGACAAAUAGUAAGGUAUUCUUGAAUAAUUAAGCCCAUGUAUAUUUGUUUUGAAUUGAGUCUUGAAAUAUGUGAUAACUGAAUGUAAAAACUUUGUGAAUUGUAGAAGAAUAAGGUUAUUCACUGUAACAAGAGGUAGUUCAUACUUGUCUGCUAGUUACAUAAACUAUAAGAACUACUUUUACAAAAUAGGAUGGACUUUGAAUGUGAUGCAAUUGGCAGAUACUGGCAUCCUCAGCUGAAGUGCUACAGAUAUUGGGGGUCAUACGUUCAACCAGCUGCAGUUUUGCAACCCAAGAAAAAGGUGAACUUAUGCUUAACAACUGCUUUCAUGAUGAACUUUUGGGAAAAAAAAAUCAAGAAAACUCCCUGGCAAUCUUCAGAAACACUAGUUGUGACUGUAAUUACUCCGUGGUCUCUGAUGGCUGUUCCAUCUGACAGCACUCUAGCACCUUUCCUCAUUGACGUGGACUUCUUAGGCACUGCUGCUUCAUGGAUGACAGCUUCAUUGGUUUGCGUAGGAAAGUUUCUAUUACAGCUCUUAACAUCAAGCAACUUUCAGCUUUUAAAAACCCUUUGUGAAAAUUCUGGUAACAGCACUAUAGCGCUGACUGUAGAAUGAUUAAAUGUUCAGUGUUGGCCUAUCUUAUCAGAAUAAACUGUGCCAUUAAUCCUCUCACAGACAUACAUACGUAAUGUAGAUAGCAAUCAACAGAAUUUAGGGGACGAUUUUCUGUCUCCAAAUAACAUGGCUUAUAUUUCCUCCAGCUGAUUUUUUCCAUGAUUGUAGCAGAUGUCAUCUAACACGUUUACGAUCGUGUUUCUUUCCUCUAGAGAUCUUGCCAUGGCAGCAACUUAAGUAAAUAAAUGUACUUAACACGUGCACAACUCAAAGUCUAGUAGGUUUAAAUUUAGCAGUCAGUUGGUUAUAUUAGAUUUCAUAGUAAACGGAAUAGGAAGUGUUUUUAUUUCCCUGUAGUUCAGUGGAUUCCAUUUGAACCAAUGUACUGCCAAAUUUCAGAUAGGGUAAAUUUGGUUCAACUUAUGAUAGUUUUGGCUCUAGGAUAUUCUUAACUUUCAAUAUCCUAGGACAUAACUGAGUCUUCCUUCAGUAAAUACACUUUUCACAUACCUCUAAUCCUAUGCUUCCUUGAAACAGUAAUGUGCUAGCUGAGUUGUUUAUUAAGAAGUGUUUUAAGGGCAUGGAGGUGUGGGAAUGUUGGAGUGUUCUCCAAAAAAGGGAGAAGCAGAAAGGCACCAUGUCUGAUUAGGCAGAAAAUUGGGCAGGAUUUAAGUGACCCUCAGAAUGGUGGCAGUCUUUUCUGCCUUGUCACACAUGCCACUGUGCCCUUUACUACGUACCGUGGAAACCUCAGGUUUGUGGACAGCAAAGGCAGAAUGACAUUGUGCUUCCCAAGGCUCCCCUCUGCCAGGCACAUGAGCUUAGUGCUUGUCAGCCCAAGUCCCCGCUACCUCCUUGCCUGCUGCCCGGGAAGAGUGUCUGUGCCGGAGCUGGGGCUCCUGCAACCCCUCAGGCGACCAGACCACCCCCAUGCGUUAGGUGAGACAGGUCUGAGCCCAGGUCUGCGUUUUAAGGACUUAACAUUUGGCACACGUCCUCGUUAACUAGUUUCUUCUCUUUGUUCUAGAAGAAAUGUGGAUCUCUCUCAGGCCAUGAUUUAGUGACCAGUUUUCACUAGAUGGCAGGUUAAUACCUAGCUCUCCUUUCUUAAAAAACAGAAUUGAAGGGAACUGAUUAGGUUUGCUGGGUUUUUAACCUAAUUCCAAAGCAUGGCAGACUGCUCUAGGUAGGAAUUAUGGGAAUCCAAGGUAAAGAAACCUUUUUCUUAUGAUUCGUAGCUACCUACUGUGCCUGACUUGGUGCCUGUGUGAGGAUUAAGCCCUUAGUCUGCUCUUGCAAUUAUUCAAAUGACUGAAGUUUAAAAAUUUGCUUUUGUAAUAACAAUAAAAAUUGUCAUCUUCCCUUUUGAA
Cervus elaphus (red deer) is the source of this 6778-nucleotide messenger RNA. It is a transcript of the gene GSPT1, whose product is annotated as G1 to S phase transition 1. Gene Ontology annotation, cellular component: translation release factor complex. The record is from RefSeq and is a predicted model, not a curated record. Lineage: Eukaryota; Metazoa; Chordata; Mammalia; Artiodactyla; Cervidae. Gene Ontology annotation, molecular function: GTP binding; translation release factor activity; GTPase activity. The transcript is spliced from 15 exons. Bases 240 to 2156 code for a protein of 638 amino acids. Gene Ontology annotation, biological process: translation.